This is a messenger RNA of Canis lupus familiaris (dog), 1242 nucleotides long. RefSeq names its product apolipoprotein L3-like. Gene Ontology annotation, cellular component: extracellular region; membrane. Lineage: Eukaryota; Metazoa; Chordata; Mammalia; Carnivora; Canidae. The transcript is spliced from 5 exons. Gene Ontology annotation, molecular function: lipid binding. The record is from RefSeq and is a predicted model, not a curated record. Bases 439 to 1242 code for a protein of 267 amino acids. Gene Ontology annotation, biological process: lipid transport; lipoprotein metabolic process.
AAGGGGGGGAAGGCAUCCUGGCAGGGGAAGGAGCAGGUGAUGGUUUCUUCCACUUUAAAGUGGGAGCCACAAGAGCACCCACCUUAUGGAGUGCAUGUGGCUAUUCAGUGAGGGAUCACAUAAGGAGCCCCGCCUGUCCUAGAUAGUGGAUCAAUAUUAGCUAUUAUCAGUUAGGAAACACACAUGUUCUUGACCUCAAGGAAUUUCCAGAACAUGUCUUCCAUCUUUUCUUCUGUGUUUGGUUUUAUUGCUUCCGUAGCUUCUCAGAUGGCAGUCUCCUUGUCUGAUUAUCUUCUCCUUGUGCCCCAACAGGAGGACAGGACUCUGACUUGGCUUGGGAGUGAGUUGGAGUGAGGCUGAAUCUCUUCUGCAAUACUUCCUUCCAGCUGAGACACAGACACAACUGUAGGGAAACCCUCAGAUCCCACUGCUGGCACCAUGACCUCGGAAGGCCGUGAACUCUCUCCAGAGAACAAAAGUUUUAUUGAGGAUGCUAUUGAGUAUUUCCAGGACACGGUGAAUCGAGAGGUACUGCACUUCCUGCUGAUCAACCAUGAAACCUGGGAGAAAUUUGUGGCUGAGACCUCAUUGUCCAGGGAAGACGCCGAUGCGCUACGUGAAGGUCUGAAUGACCUGGAAGGAGACAUGGAUAUUGAAGAUGAAGGCCAGGCUAGGGAGAAGUUUUUGAAUGUGUUUCCCCAGGUGAAAGUGGAGCUUGAGGGGUACAUAAAAAGGCUCCGUGAGUGUGCAGAUGAGGUUGACCAGGUCCACGAGGGCUGCACCAUCACCAAUAUAGUAGCCAGCUCCACUGGUGCUGCGACUGGCCCUCUGGGCAUUCAUGGUCUGGGUCUGGUACCCGUCAUAGGGGGUCUCAGUCCGGAAACCUUGGUAGCUGGAGUGGGGCUGGGAGCAGCAUCUGAUGCUACCCAGGUGACCACCAGCAUCGUGGAAGGCUCACAUGAGUCGCCUGCAACUGCCGAGACAACUCUUGAUAAAGAGGAGGUAGUUGCAAAGGUUCUGCAUGAAAACUGGUCCAGUAUUUCUUCCUUAGAACGGACUCUUUCCCGCCUCAGUCGACUGACCUUCGUUAGGCGGCGACCUCCUCACGAUGGUGGUGGUGGGGACGAUGGUGGCGGUGGGGACAAUGGUGGCAGUGGGGACGAUGCUGGCGGUGGGGACGAUGGCAGAAGGGCGGGGAACGUUUGGCGAGUUGCCGGGGCUCUUCGGGGCCGGGUGCUCUGA